AUGCCUACCACUGUGGUCAAGCCUAAUGGCGUGCCCACUACGUCUGCUUCCGUGGCUGCUCCCUCAUCGCAACAGCAAAUUCCACUUCCGAAACCCAAUAGGACAGUUCCUCAGUUGGUGCCAACUGUCAAUCAGCAAAUGGUCCCAACUUCUAGUGGUGUAGUCUCUGAAACAAGCCCUGGCUCCUCGUCCGCCGUAGCCUAUAUCAUGCCCCAAAACUAUCCACAAAUGCCAACAUCGCAGAACGAGUACCAGCAACAGUAUGCUAGCACUCCAAUGGGACCACCAAUGGGAGCUGAAUAUCAGCAGCAGUAUGCCACCACUCCAAUGGGUGCUCAAAUCGCUAGUAGGGCUCCAAUAGGUGCACCCAGCUAUCCCAUGCAACCUGCUUACGCUGGAGAUCCUAUCGCUUACUAUUCCGAGUUGCAACGGCAAGCCUCACAAUACCAGUACAUUCCUAUACCUCUUCCCGAAGCCUACUCUGCUGAUGCCGGAAAUCGCUCGAGUAUUCUGAGUACUGCUCCUGUUGGUGCCAUUCAACCAGGUGGUGUCAUCCAGCCAGGCCCAAUGCCAAUGUCAUCAUACACUCUAAGAAACGAUCCGUGGAAGCUCCGAGUGGGCCAACUGGAAGCCGAGCUUCGAAGAGCACGGGACGAGAUUGAUGAAAAGACUGCCAUGCUGGACUCUCUUCAAACUCAUACUCACGAAUCCAUAGUUAGAGAUGCAGAUCAACAGGAAACGAUAGAUACCUUGAGACGGGAAUUGACUACCGCGAUGCUUGAAUUCGCCAGAGAGAGCUCAGAAAUGCGAGAAAGGACACGUGCUGCUGAAACCAAUAAGGGUGAUCCUGUUAUAGUUAGGACAUUGGAAGCCAAAGUAGUAGAGCUAGAAAGGAAAUUGUCAGAGUCUCGGCGUGCUACUCUAUCAAGGGCAGAUCAGAUUGGAUUUGACACUAUUGAAGAUUUGCAGGCUAAAGUGGUAGAUCUUGAAGGGGUCUUGUCAAUCACUCAGGAAGAGCUCUCGAACUCGAUACAUCUCAAAGAAGCAUAUGAUAGAAACGCCAUGGGUCAAGCAAUCCGGAUACGGCAGCUCGAAGAGAGAUGCAAUCUUUUACAAAACCUAUGCAAACAAAUCGAAGACCGCGCCCAAGACGCCGAUAUGAAUCGUAUGAGAGCUAAUGCACAACAAGCAUUGGAUGCAGCAUCUCCAGCGCCUAUUACCGACAAGUCGCAUCUGGAUUUAGACUCGGCCAUUGUAGCUCUCACAGCCGCUGAAGCUCGUAUUGCUGUACUUGAUGAAGAAGUCAGUAAAUUAACAACAAAGAGUCAAGAGCAUGAAUUAGCGCACUUGACUGCCAACCACGAAUUGGAAGAACUACGAAACAUAUAUGAAUCCGAAAAGGUCAUAAACGCCCGACACAUUCAGGACCUCGAAUCUACCAAAUCAUCAAAGGCUUAUGAUUUGAGAAUAAAACAGCACACUGAUGAAGCUGUCCGUUUGCAAGGUCGCCUAGACAGGCUCGAGAGUGAUCUUAAGCGAUCUGUUGAUGAACUACAACGAGUACAAGAUGAAAACUCUAUAUUGUCGAACGGAUUCAAUGCUACAAAAUCAGAGCUUGACAUGUUGAAAUCGCUCAUGACGAAGACUCCUGCAUCAGCCCUCUCUGAAGGAGAGGUAUCUCUUCUGAGAUCUGAUAACGCCAGACUUCGAAAGCAUAAGAUAGAUCUCGAACAACAUUCUCAGCAGGCAUUCCAAGUGUACAAUGAAAUGGUAGCAUUGAUUGAAGAACGAGAUGGUCAAAUAGAAAACCUCGAGUCUAUAUUGGAUUCAUAUCAAAAAUCGGGAUUUACUCUCGAAGAUGGUGGAACUAUUGAUGCUUCGGCAACUGAGAGAAUUAUAUCAGAACUGGCAGAUUCCCGAAGCAAAUUGACAUCCCUCGAAGCUCAAAACUCUGUCUUGCACAGCAUGUUAUCGCAACAACGAACCCAAAUGACAGACGAAAUUCGAAAACUUCGAGUUGACCUUGAUGUUGCCGAACGUGCUGCUUCAGAAGCCAAUGCUCGACUAUCAUCACGUACCCUGAAUGGAUCUCAAGCUGCAGCGUCUCAGGAACAGGAGAAUAUAAUAGCAAAUCUACGAAUCGCAUUACAAAACAAGACGGAAGAUUUCAGAGAAUUGAAGCAGAUGAUGGAUCAAUUGACCGAAGAGUUAUCGUCAAGAGAGAAGAAUAUGACUGAGAUGCAAAGGAGGUACAGCACAUUACAGAAACGAAAUAUUGAAUUGUUGGAACGAGGGCCUGGAGCACGUGUGGAACGAGGGCCUGGGGGUAUGGCUGGGGAACGAGGCAAGUAG
This is a messenger RNA of Synchytrium microbalum, 2352 nucleotides long. RefSeq lists its product as uncharacterized. The transcript is spliced from 6 exons. Lineage: Eukaryota; Fungi; Chytridiomycota; Chytridiomycetes; Synchytriales; Synchytriaceae. Bases 1 to 2352 code for a protein of 783 amino acids. The record is from RefSeq and is a predicted model, not a curated record.